UUUUAUUUCUGACAUACGAACCUUCGUGCUUUAACUUGUUUUUCAAACCUAUUGUCGCAAUUCUCGAAAAAUAAUGCUGCGCCACAUGCAGUAUGCAGAUUGCAACCUCGCUGUGAUGAGUGUUAUUCAGUGAUUAAAUUAUUCAGUGAUUAAAUUAUUCAAAAUGUAUUGCACUUUAAAAUCCUGUUUUUGCAGGAAUAGAGUUGUCAGGGCAUUGAGUACUGGUGAAAUUUCGACAGCUUUGAGGCCUUUUUAUUUUACGGUUCAUCCGGAUCUUUUUGGACAGUUUCCUACACAAAGGACAGUCAAUGAGAACUCAUUGAAGCAAUUGAGUUCAAUAAUUGAAACUCUACAACAACAAAAACCAAUUUGCCCAACUAUUUUGCCAUUUUAUCUCAGAUCAAGGGACGAAAAUGAGUCGAAAGCUGGGAAAUUUACUCUGGUGAAAAUUCAAUUAAAUGAGAGAGAUGUGCGAAAAGCGAUUCUUUCUAUCCUGAAAACAUGCAAUUUGCCCACAACGUUUGUAGACAAAAUAGAACAAGAAAAGCCCAAUUCAGGAGAAAAAUCUAGAUAUUCACAAUUUCGAGGACGUGCUGGAGAAAUGGAUUUUUCCAAUUUGGAAGAUGAUCCAAUUUUCACUUCAAUUAUCAUGAAGAGGAAAAUAGACUCUGUACCCGAUACUUUCAAGGCCUAUUUGGACAAACACGUGAAUGAAGCUCACGUGAAAUUUGAAGCUUGCAGGCCUGUGAGAUCUGAAGUUGAAAAAUUAGAAUUAUUGUUAUGCGAGGCUCUUGGUCUAAAAAGCAUCACCUGGGACUGUGGCUGGAACAUCACGCAUUAUCGAGGAUGUCUUUUAGCUUUUCAAGCACUUGCAAAACACCAUCCGGAACCAAUGGAAGUUUUAAGAGAUCGGCAGCUCGUUUUUGCCAACGAUACCGGCAUCAGCGUAGAAGGAAAUGUGAUGCUCAAUUCCGGAGAAGUCCGGCACAAUUGGUUGGAUAAAGUUUGGCUUUCGGAUUUGUCCACUUAUGAAAUCGUUAUCGAGACUGAAGCUGGACCUCUGAUGUUGUCUCCGACGGGCCAAUUCAUCGUCCCAUCGUCAUGCCCCAGCUUUUUAUUAGUCAGCUUUAUUACUGAGAAUUUGGAAGAAGCCAGUAAACGAUUACUGCAUUAUAAUAACAUCAAGCACGUGGAGCGCGAACUUCAUAACAGAGCAAUUCGUGAUCUUGGCUUGGCUGCACUGAACAAAGACGAUAGUAUAACACCUGAUCUUAUGAUCGAAUGUUGCGAAAGAUUACUUCUUCAUAAGAGAGUUUUGGCACCAGCUCUCGAAGGUGUGAUGCUCUGGGUGACACAUUAUUAUUCAAUAAUGAGUGACGGCGUCCUUUGCGUGCCAUGGGAUUGGAGAUUAUAAUUAAGCAAUUAUUAGGAAGUUGAAACUAUAAAAACAUGUUAUAAUUAAGGUUCUAGUUAUUGGAAAUGGCGGUUGACCAUUUCGCCAUCUGGUGCCGAUAGGAAGAAUUUUAAAGGUGCCUUUUAAUUUGGACAUAAAAGUGUUUUCACGCUUGUUUUGUUAAGUUUAAAACAAGGAUCGCAUAGUAAAAAUAAACCUUUAUCUAAAACAAAGCGUUUUAAAUAGAAUUUCCAUAUUUCACACCCGACUCUCGGUUUAGUCACAGUCUGGGGAUUUUUAAAUCGGAAGUAUCGAAACGUAAACAGUCAGAGCAGCUUGAACCGUUUUCAAUUAUAAUGCGUAAUAUUGCGCAAUCUCCGCCUGUGAGGACCCGCGCACUGCGCCUUUCCGCUACGCUGCUGGCGUUUUUCAUGUAAAAGUCGCAACUGUAUCUUGUCCGCGUGCUGAGAAACUGCGUGGCCCAGCAGUUCUAGGAAUUACCAAACCGAAAUUUUAUACCAAAAAAAAAAAAA
Messenger RNA from Belonocnema kinseyi, 1926 nucleotides. Its product is annotated as T-cell activation inhibitor, mitochondrial-like. Gene Ontology annotation, cellular component: mitochondrion. The transcript is spliced from 7 exons. Lineage: Eukaryota; Metazoa; Arthropoda; Insecta; Hymenoptera; Cynipidae. The record is from RefSeq and is a predicted model, not a curated record. The coding region runs from base 164 to 1414 and encodes 416 amino acids.